UGCAGCCAACUUCACUUCAACGCGUUCGGAUAAUUUUCAGGAACAACCAUUUAUUUAUUCGCAACAAAUUGCGAAAAAUUAAAGAGUGCGGUUAAUUUGCGCGUGCACGGUGCUAACCAACAUUCAGACAUUGUUGUCUGCCUUUUGCGUUCCAUCCUUCUUUGGUAUUUUUCCCGUAUUCUUAUUUUUCGCACCGCCAGCUUUCCUGUGGUGCACUGGUGUGAGUAAGUGUGCGUGUUUCUGCCGCCAAUCCAAAGCUGAAGCAGAAAAAUGGAUGUGGCGAAGCUGGAGAAGAUGAAGGUGGUGGACUUGCGCAACGAGCUCCAGUCGCGCGGUCUGGACACCAAGGGAGUUAAAGCCGUGCUAAUCGAGCGCCUGCGGGCCCAUGUGGAAGGUGGAGCCGGCGAUGGAGAUGGCGCUCCUGUCACACCAAGCCGACGCCAGCGUCGUACGCGCUCAAUGUCCCGCUCACCGUCGCCCGUAGCAGCUGCUCCGGUCGCUGUUGAGCCUAUACUCGACACUCUAGAAGAAGAGGAGCCGCCGGUCCAGACUGAGCAAUUGGCCCCAGACGCAGAGCCUGAGCCUGAAUCACAGCCGGAACCUGAACCUGAAGAGGAACCAGAGCAGGAGGCGGAAGACACAUCAGAUACAGAGGUUGGAAAUGAUGAGCCACAGCCUCAGGCCGAAGAGUCUGACGAAAAAACAGAAAUAGAGGAAAAGAUCGAUUCCGUCGAGAAGGACGAAGCUCCAGCCGCAGCCGAAAUAAAGCAAGAUGACGAUGAGCCGAUGGAGGAAGUCAAGGAUGCGGCCAACGAAGACGAAGCAGAGGCGAAGCCGGCCGAGCACAACGAAGAAGAAACAGCUGUAAAAAUGGCGGAAGAGCCCCAGGAAAAUGGAGACAGCCAGAAAAUGGACGUUGACGACGAGUCCACUGUUCAAAAGACAACCGAAGAUGCCGAGGCCACUGCAGCCAAGUCCGAGGAUCAGCAUCAGGAGCGACGUAAGCGUUCGCACAGUCGUUCUCGUUCCCGUAGCGGUUCCCGCUCCCCAAAACACCGCAGCAGUGUGAGCGACAAGCGCGACUCCAAGGCAGUUGCUGAGGAGCGCACCGUGCCCGAGGACGAGCCCACCAUUGAGGAGAACAAAGUGGGACUAAGCUGGUUGGAUUCCGACUUGCAUCUUCGUAUUGAUCCAACAACCUUCGCUUCGGCCAAACCCCUAUCCACUGAGAUCUAUUCACUGAUUUGGUCUGGAGCUCGGUCUAACUUCGGAGUUCGAGAGGGCAAAGUGUGCUACGAGGUUCGCCUGGCAGAGGAGGUACAAUCGGAGAACUCCCACUACUUUCGGGAUGAACCGCAUGUGCGAGGCUUUCGUGUUGGCUUCUCCAAGCCGCAAAGCACUCUGUUGCUGGGUGAGGCAGAACAUUCCUUUGGCUACUGCGAAACCGGUCGUAAGGCUAACCAAGGUGAGUUCUCGGACUACGGCAAGCCUUACAAGCUAGAUGAUGUAAUCGGUUGCUACCUGGACUUGGAGAGUGAGCCAUGCACUAUUAAGUACACUCUGAACGGUGAGGAUCUGGGUGUUGCGUUUGAGUUCGAGAAGAGCAUCUUGGGUGAGGAGGAAGCUCUCUUCCCUCACAUUGUGACCAAGGGCUACGAGUACUCUGUAAACUUCUCGGAUAACGAGCAAUUGCUUGUGAAUGCCGAGAGGCCGACCCGUAAGCGCCGCAAGCCACGCAAGGAAGAGGAUAAGGACGAUGACAAGGACGACAACGAUGGAGAGAAGUGGAAGGUUCUGGACGAGGCUACCGCCGACGACGACGAGUUGGAGAAAAAGGAUGAAGAAGAUGGCAAAACAAACUCUGAACAGGCCGAUGAAGCUGAAAAUUCGGAGACAGCCAAAGAGGCAGAGAAGCAGAGUGGUGAAACAGCUGCCGAAGACAAAGCAGAGGCUGAAGCUGCCAAGCCGAGUGAAACCUCUGAAGCUGUUGAAGCGUCUGCAACUGAUGAAGCCUCUGGCGAAGCUGAAACUGUUGCCAAUGGCAAUGCCACCGCUGAAAAGGUGAAUGACGAGAAAGCAAGGGAGGAGCAGAAACCGUCGACUGCCAACGAGGAAGAGGAGGACGAGGAUGGUCCGUCACCUAACAAGCGUCCCAAAACCGAUGAAGAUUCGGAGAAGGGUGAAUCUGAGAAGGACAAGGAGAAGUCCCAAGCGCACACCGAUGAAGAUGAAUACGAGGACGUUGCGCCCGAGCCAAGGGAAACUGCUGCAUUAUUGGACGGCUAUGUGCUGGUGGGACUGGUGUCAAUAGAACAGCUAAGACCAGGACCCCAACGCGCCGGGUCGCGCAAAGAGUGUGAGGUCAUUCUAUUGGUCGGCUUGCCUGGCUCUGGAAAGACCCACUGGGCACUCAAGCAUGUGGCUGAGAACGUGGACAAGCGCUACGAUUUGAUUGGCCCCGAUGCGUUCAUUGCCAAGAUGACGAUUGACGGUGCAUCUCGCAAAACUGUACACAAAGGACGUUGGGAUAAGGUGUAUGAGACAUGCUUGAACAGUCUAGCAGCUCUGGAAGACAUUGCCAUGAAGCGUCGUCGCAAUUUCAUACUCGAUCAGACCAAUGUGUAUGCCUCGGCCCAGCGACGUAAAAUGAAGGGUUUCAACGACUUUAAGCGCAUUGCGGUUGUUUGCAUACCCAGCGAAGAUGAGUUAAAACGUCGCAUCGCCGAUAAAGAGGAAAAGGGAAAUGCUUUUACAGUUAAAGAGUCAACAAUUAAUAACUUACGAGCCAAUUUCACAUUGCCCUCGCUGGAGUUUGGCUGGUUUGAUGACAUAAACUACACUGAGCUGACCGGAGACGAGGCCAAGAGCGAGGUAAAGAAGUACAACGAGAAGGGCAAGAAGGCCAUCGAUGCGGAAAGGUCUCGGGACAAGCGAUCCCGGGGUGGCCGGGACAACUAUCGACGUGAUGAUCGAAACCGGAAUCGGUACAACGAUGACCGUCGUCGUGAUUAUGGUGGCCAGAGGCACGAGAGCAGGUGGAGUGAUGCUAGGCGUGGUGGCGGCGGUGGCGGUAGCUACUCUAGCAACAGUGGUGCUGGCGGAGGUGGCAGUCGGGGAUACGAUAAUCGUCGAAGCUACAGCGGAAGCAGCGGUGGACAGCAAAAUUGGAUGCAGAACAGUCGCAGAAGCGGAUAUGAUGAUCGUGGCUAUGGCGGAGGCAGCGGGGGUGGCGGAAAUCGUGGAUACGAUAAUCGCAAUCGCGGCUACGGUGGCAGUAGCGGUGGCGGUGGCCAGCAAAACUGGAUGCAGAACAACCGCAACAGGAGCGGGUAUGACGAUCGGAGUUACGGAAGUUCCCGAGACUAUCGUGAUCGAGACCGCGGCAAUGAUCGCAGUCGAAUGGGCAGUAACGACAGAAAUCGGGGCAGUAGCCAAAGCAGCAGCUAUCGCUCGGGUGGCGGAACUCAUCAACAACGGGAUUUUCGGCCUGGCCACCGCGACACCAAAGAAGAUAGUCGCGGUGGCUAUGAGCGGUCAGCUGGCCAAUCGCUGCCCAAGUACGGAAAUAACUCGGCUGCAGGUGGUGGCUACGAUCAAUACAAACAGCAGUCGGGUGGAGCACCCGGCGGAGGCAAGGCCUCUCUCAGCGGCAAGUGGAGCACCUACACGCAGCACCAGCAGCAGACGCCGCAGCAUCAACAGACCGGUGUCUGGCAGACGCAGCAGCAGUCACAACAGUACCAACAGCAGCAUCAGCAGCAGACCGCAGGCCAGCAACAACAAUACUGGGGAUACAAUCAAAUGGCUGCUGGUUAUGGCAACCAACAGCAACAGACCUGGCAGAGCGCCGCCGAUCCGCAGCAGCAGCAACAGCAAUGGAUGUCCUGGUGGCAGCAACAGCAGCAGGGCUCGGGCGGAGCAGCGGCCAAUAAUGCCAGUGGUGGAGCCGGCGUCCAUGUAGGUGGCGGCGCCGCUGGCAAUAAUGAUGGCGGUGCCACCAAUCAUUAUUGGUCUCAAUAUUCAUACUCCACACAGUCCAAUCCGGGCGACAAGAAGUAGAGAAGUCCCCAGUUUCACCAACCAGCAGCCGAACAUCCUCCAGCAAGGAGGAGCAAACCACAAAAAACUAAACUUCAAAAAAUAGAUUUUAAAGAUUAACAAAAACGUAAAAACAAAAUUAACUUAGUUUAGCCAGUUUUAGGCCAAUCCAAUCCAAAACACUACGAGGGUCGCCAAAACAAACUGCAUAAGACAGCAAUGAAGCCGAGCUAUUUCUUUAUAAACUGAAACUGCAUCCACACCCACUGGCGGACGACUGUCAUAUUUCUAUCUUUCGCAUUUUCUUUCGACAAAGCAAUAACAUGAAACUUGGUCUAUCAUUCGGCAUUACGCGUAUCAAGGCAGUACAAUUUGUUUUAACGUUUAAUUAUGAUUAAUUGUUUUAUUAUUUACAAACAAAAAACGCAAAACAAUUGGAAGGCAACAAUUAGAGAAGAAGCAUUAACAAAUAAAUCUAUACAUUGAAAAACAAUAA
Molecule: messenger RNA, 4534 nt
Organism: Drosophila serrata
Lineage: Eukaryota; Metazoa; Arthropoda; Insecta; Diptera; Drosophilidae
Biological process (GO): alternative mRNA splicing, via spliceosome
Cellular component (GO): nucleus
Molecular function (GO): RNA binding; protein binding
Source: RefSeq, a predicted model, not a curated record